Messenger RNA from Lolium perenne, 2043 nucleotides. RefSeq names its product tRNA nucleotidyltransferase cca2. Gene Ontology annotation, molecular function: CC tRNA cytidylyltransferase activity; ATP:3'-cytidine-cytidine-tRNA adenylyltransferase activity; RNA binding. The record is from RefSeq and is a predicted model, not a curated record. Gene Ontology annotation, biological process: tRNA 3'-terminal CCA addition. NCBI's taxonomy places the organism in Eukaryota, Viridiplantae, Streptophyta, Magnoliopsida, Poales, Poaceae.
AAAAGCUACUAGAACGGAGGAGCACGGGUCGAACGAUACCUGCGGCGAAGCAGCACAAGGACGCCGCGACCUGCCUGGUUCGGCGAAUAGAUCAUGGAGCUCGGCUUCCUCCUCGUAACACCAGUCAGGCAUCGCGGAAGCAGCGGCGGCGAUGGUGGCAAGGAAGUGCGGUGAGCUGGCCUGGGACGGCGGACCGCUCGGGAGAAGGGGACCCGGACACUGUUUGAUGGGCUUCGAGUUGGCACCAGAUCGAGCAGGCCGAGAGGAGAAUAGGCCUCCUCUGGGCUUUCAGUUUCCACACGUAGCGCCCACGUAACCUACCGUUCUAGAGAGAAGAAAACUCGCCGCUCGCUGGCGCCGUUCUGCUGCCGCCAAUUCGAUUCGCCACGGCUGCUUCCCCUUCAACCCGGCACCAAGCUGAGCGCCUCCAGCCUUGGGUUUCUCCGGUCCGCCCACCGCCCCUUCGCCGCCAUGGCGGUGGAGGCGCAGCAGCCGGGCAUCGUGCUCACAGACCUUGAGCAGCGGAUCUUCGACCGCCUUCUCGGCGCCGUCGACCGCUACUGCCCCGGCACCCAGCUCCGCGUCGCAGGCGGAUGGGUCAGAGACAAGCUAUUGGGGGAAGCCUCUGACGACAUCGACAUCGCGCUUGAUAACAACAUGACGGGCCAAGAUUUCUGCCGCCAAGUCAACAAGUACCUGGAGUGGAUAGGCGAGGAGCAGAAAACAGUUUGUGUUAGCCAACGCAAUCCUGACAAAUCUAAGCACUUGGAGACCGCGAAGAUGAAAAUCUGUGAAGUCUCGAUUGAUUUUGUCAACUUGCAGUCUGAAACAUAUGCUGAAAACAGUCGUAUUCCCAUGCUGGAGAAUUGUGAAGCCAAAGUAGAUGCACUCCGCAGGGACCUGACAAUCAAUAGCUUAUUCUAUAAUAUCACAACUAAAUCACUGGAAGAUUUAACUGAAAGAGGUCAUCAAGAUCUGAAAAAUGGCCUCAUCGCUACCCCUUCACCUGCGAAAGCUACAUUCCUGGAUGAUCCCCUCCGGGUUCUUCGAGCGAUCCGAUUUGCUGCUAGAUUCAACUUUACAUUAGCUGAAGAUUUGAAAAAAGCCGCUUCUGAUGAAGAGGUGAAAUCGGGUCUUCGUAGCAAGAUUAGCAGAGAACGUAUUGGUCAUGAGGUUGACCGUAUGAUGUUAGGCAAAGAUCCGGUUAAUGCAAUGUGCUAUAUCCGUGAUUUGGGAUUAUUUUAUGUAGUUUUUGAAUUUCCUGAGAAACUGGAUCCUCCAAUUCUUGACAAGCAUGAUUGGCUAUGUGUUUCACAUAUUGAAGCGGCAUGGAAGCUUGCACAGUUGAUUGGCUGCUCUGUGUUCAGAGGUGGUUCUGAUUCCACGUCGCAGGAUGAACAGAGAAGGCUUUGCCUGUAUAGUGCACUAUUUUAUCCAGUUCGAAAUACGGUGUACAUGGUAAAAAAAUCAAAAAAGGUUUCUAUUGUUAGCUAUAUUAUUGGGAAUUCUCUAAAGUUUGAAGCUGAUGCCAAGACGAUUCUUAACAUGCAUACUGCAAGUGAAAAGUUUGCGGAGUUAAUUCUUGUCCUCGGGUCAAACGGAAAUGUGGAAACUUUCAGAGAGAAGCUGAGUGAUGAAUAUCUUGAGAUACCAACAGACAUGGUAAAUCGUGUUUUGGCAGGACUUGUAUUAUAUGAAAUAAAGGAGCUUUGGCGUGUGUCACUGUUGAUAUCCACUCUGUCGUAUCCACAAGUUGGUUCCUUCAGCCAGGCUGAGCUACAUAAAAGUAAAGAGAAAUAUGUGAGAGUUGAGCGCUUGAUAACUGACCUUGGUCUUGAAGGUGUAUGGAACAAGUUGAAAAAACCGCUGCUAGAUGGAGAUGACAUUCAGAGGGUUUUGCAGAUUCCAGAAGGUCGCUUGGUUGGAAAUUGGAUACACAGGGAACUGAAGUGGCAGCUCGCGCAUCCCCAGGGCACCAAGGAGGAGUGUGAGCAGUGGAUGAAGCAGUAUCUGCUUCCCAAACGCCAGAAAGUAAAAAAGUAG